Messenger RNA from Heterobasidion irregulare TC 32-1, 1242 nucleotides. RefSeq lists its product as uncharacterized. NCBI's taxonomy places the organism in Eukaryota, Fungi, Basidiomycota, Agaricomycetes, Russulales, Bondarzewiaceae. The record is from RefSeq and is a predicted model, not a curated record. The transcript is spliced from 2 exons. Gene Ontology annotation, biological process: canonical NF-kappaB signal transduction. The coding region runs from base 117 to 1166 and encodes 349 amino acids.
GCCACAAACUGGCCACACUCAGCUGUAAUCAUUGCCACAGAUAACUAGAUACCUUUCUGGCAAGUUGAUAGGUGAGGUAAGGAAAGCGUUUUCCUUGAUUGACUGCCAUCGCCAGAAUGCCUCGCAGUCUCCACUUCAAACGGACGCCGGCGGAGCAGGCCGCGCACGAUGCUCGCAAAGCUCGCAGGUCAGCGCGUCGAGCAGAGAAACAGGGCGAACCCUCUCGCAAACGUCAGCGGCGCGAACGAGACUCGCCGAAGCUGCGUCGCUGGGCAUCUGACGAUGAGGAUGACGAUGGGAACGGGAGCGAGGAAUACGGCCCUCAGCCUGCUCGACCAGGCGCAGGUCCGUCGCGACAUAUGUUCGACCCAGACGCGAUUCGCGCGGAGGUCGAGGAGGCACGAUUUCGGGAGAAGAUGUUUGGGGCAUUGGAUGACGACGAGCGUUUAGACUUUGUGGAGGCGCGUCUCAACGACUAUGCUCAUGUGCCGAAGCGGUGGAGGGCGCAUGGGUUUGGCGCUGGUGGAGUGGAUCAGGAUCAGGACCUGUUGGACGCAGACCCAAGAUUGAUGGAGGAUGAGGAGUACGUUGAGUGGGUGCGUGCAGGAAUGUGGAGGAGGAAGCACGCUGCAGAACAUGCAGAACAGCAACGGCAGCAAGCCGCGUUCGCUGCCAUCCAAGCGGAGGCGGCGGCGCGGGAAAAAGCAGCGGCCAACGCUCGUCGAACGAAACGGCGAGAGCGAGAGCGCAGGCGCGAGCGCGAUACGCGCAUGCUCUAUGACCAACGCUGGCGGGAACUCCUUCAGCCACCUGCCAUCAAUUCGGAAGAACCUGCCGUCCUAUCUUUCGUCGAUAUACCCUGGCCCAUCCUGAAGGGCAAGCUCUCGGACGGAGAGAUGCUGCACGCUAUCAGCGUGAAGGAGCUCACUGCAGAAGCCAUAUCAUCGUUCCUCUUUUUAUUGGAUAUUGAGCAGGAUCUAGAUCCCACAGGGCUCGCUAAGAUACGCAAAGAGCGUCUGCGCGAGACGAUGUUGCGAUUCCACCCAGACAAGUUUGAAGGACGCGUGAUGAGUAUGGUACGCGAGCAGGACAAGAGUGCUGUGCGCGAGGGGGUUGGCGCUGUUGUGCGUGCCGUGAGCGCCUUGAUGGGGGAGAAAGCUUCAUAGACGGUUGGUGGCAUGUACGCUUAUCUACAAACCAUCUCAAUGUGAGAAGGCUGACGACAAUGAAGGUCGUACCAAU